This is a messenger RNA of Penicillium salamii, 1200 nucleotides long. The record is from the annotation of a GenBank genome assembly. NCBI's taxonomy places the organism in Eukaryota, Fungi, Ascomycota, Eurotiomycetes, Eurotiales, Aspergillaceae.
AUGUCUUCUCUUCCUCCCGUCUACAUCGUCUCGACUGCCCGCACUCCCGUGGGUGGUUUCCUUGGCUCCCUGUCCAGCUUGACUGCCCCUCAGUUGGGUGCUCAUGCCAUUAAGUCCGCCGUUGAGCGUGCUGAGGGCAUCAAUGCCUCCGAUGUCGAGGAAGUCUUCUUCGGUAACGUCUUGUCCGCUGGUGUCGGACAGAACCCCGCCAGACAGUGCGCCAUCGGUGCUGGCCUGGCCGAGUCUACCGUCUGCACUACCGUGAACAAGGUCUGUGCCUCUGGCCUGAAGGCCAUCAUCCUCGGUGCUCAGACUAUCAUGACUGGCAACGCAGAUAUCGUCGUUGCCGGUGGUACUGAGUCCAUGUCCAACACUCCUCACUACCUGCAGACUUCUCGUACCGGUACCAAGUUCGGUGCUCAGACCAUGGUCGAUGGUAUCCAGAAGGACGGUUUGACCGAUGCCUACGGUAAGCAGGACCUGAUGGGUGUUGCCGCCGAGGAGUGCGCCGAGGACCACGGCUUCAACCGUGCCCAGCAGGAUGACUACGCCAUCCGCAGUUACGAGAAGGCCCAGGCUGCCCAGAAGGCCGGUCUCUUUGACUAUGAGAUUGCUCCCAUUGAGAUCCCCGGUUUCCGUGGCAAGCCCGGUGUCACCGUCUCCCAGGACGAUGAGCCCAAGAACCUCAACCCCGAGAAGCUCCGUGCUAUGAAGCCCGCCUUCAUCCCCGGCACUGGAACUGUCACUGCCCCCAACUCCUCUCCUCUGAACGACGGUUCCGCCGCCGUUGUCCUGGUCUCUGAGGCCAAGGUCAAGGAGCUUGGCCUCAAGCCCAUUGCUAAGAUUCUGGGCUGGGGUGACGCUGAGCAGAAGCCCAGCAAGUUCACCACCGCCCCUGCCCUGGCUAUUCCCAAGGCUCUCAAGCACGCCGGUGUCACCCAGGACGCCGUUGAUGCCUUCGAGAUCAACGAGGCUUUCAGUGUUGUGGCCCUUGCCAACCUGAAGCUGCUCGGUCUCUCCGAGGACAAGGUCAACAUCCACGGUGGUGCUGUCGCUAUUGGACACCCUCUCGGUGCCAGUGGUGCCCGUAUCGUGUCCACUCUCCUCGGCGUCCUGAGCGCCAAGAAGGGCAAGCUUGGCUGCGUCGGCAUCUGCAACGGUGGCGGCGGUGCCAGCGCCCUGGUUCUUGAGACCCUCUAA